Messenger RNA from Zingiber officinale, 906 nucleotides. RefSeq lists its product as uncharacterized. The coding region runs from base 1 to 906 and encodes 301 amino acids. NCBI's taxonomy places the organism in Eukaryota, Viridiplantae, Streptophyta, Magnoliopsida, Zingiberales, Zingiberaceae. The record is from RefSeq and is a predicted model, not a curated record. The transcript is spliced from 5 exons. Gene Ontology annotation, molecular function: carbohydrate binding.
AUGACGACGUCCUCGACCGCUUCCACUCUCAUUAUCGCCAUCAUCCUUCUGCUUGUCGCCCCCUUGUCACCUGGGAACUGCGCAUCGACUGGAGAAGGUAACGCUCUCUUCUUCUCUUUCGGUGGGUCGGGGAAAAAUCAGAGCUUCGCCACGGAGUUUGCCCUCUAUGGCGAUGCUGAGAUGAAUAGCUCGGAGGUGAGGGUGAUGCGUGCGGCGAACGAGAGCUCCGGGCUUAUGAUUUACUGGAAACCAGUCAGAUUCUUCGGCACCAAGCCCGGGUUCUUUCCAUCAGAUUUAUGCAGCGUUAUUGAUGGACCUGAGAUAUAUGAGAUAUACAAGCUGAUUACCUUCUCUGCCUAUAUAAGUUCUUGUUUGCCGCUUCAUCAGCAUCAAAAUGUGCACUCAUCAAUUGCUGUUUUCGAUAGUAAACGUGAGCAAAUAUCUCCAAGAACCGCAAUGAACAAUACAAGCAUGACCCUCGUCAACAUUGCUAUUGUUGUAUAUUCAUUUCAGUUAGGCAUUAUAACUGAAUACAUUAUGGCUUCUCAGACAUCAGUUAGGAAAUUGUGGAUUCUUUCCGACGAUGGUUUGCUUCUCAUCCUCAGCAGAGGAGAAAAAUUACAUUCUUGGAUUGAUUACGAUGGAGAAUCGAAGAGAAUAGAGGUCAAGCUUUGCCAGGAUAAGGAUCCGAAGGAAGCAGCCCCUUCGAUCUCUCACUCUAUCGAUUUGUCUUACAUGUUGUGGAGGGAGGCGUCCUGGGUGGGUUUAUCUUCCUGGAGUGGCAAUUCUAGUCAUGGCAGUAGCAUAUACUCGUGGAAUUUUACAGAGAAGAGUAAGCUCUGUACUUGCACAAUUCCACUUUAUUCUGCAUUAAUGCUUAGCAGCUUCAGGCAUUCAUAUGAUUGA